AUGCUAUUCGCUCCAAGCGGACCCCAGAGUCCCCGUCGCCGCAAUCGCUUGAAAGCUAUCUUCCUCACCAUCGGCAUCGUCCUCGCCAUUUACUUCCUCUUUUUUGCCGGUAGCGAGUCUUCUCAUUCCACAUACCACGACAAACCCAACAAAUAUGCGCAUAAAAUUGAAUCACUUGCGAACCCUAAGGCUGCAGGCGAGCUGGCUCGUCCCGUGGUCCGCCGACAUAAGAAUAUGGUCGUAGCCAGCUUGAAGAGUGAUGAUACCUCGUGGCUGGCCGAAUACUUUCCAGAUUGGUCGCGGAGUGUCUACGUCGUGAACGAUAAGAAGGCUCCAUUGACUGUUGCGCGCAACAAGGGGCGCGAGUCGAUGGUGUAUUUGACGUACAUUAUCGAUAACUACGAAAACCUCCCCGAUAUAAUGCUGUUCAUCCACUCCCAGCGCUUCCAAUGGCACAACGACGACCCAUACUACGAUGGCGUCCCCAUGCUGCGCAACUUCCAGACCUCCUACCUCCAAAAGGAAGGAUACGUGAAUCUCCGCUGUGUCUGGACCCUCGGCUGCCCUGUCGAGAUUCACCCACUUACCGACAUCCACCGUCAAGACAUACACGCGGGAGAGUACUUCAAACAUGCCUUCAUGGAGCUAUUCCCCAACACACCAGUCCCUGAAGAAGUCGGCGUAUCAUGUUGCGCGCAGUUCGGCGUGACUCGUGAUAGAGUGUUGAUGCGGCCCAAGAGCGAUUAUGAGUUUUAUCGCAAGUGGCUUAUGGAAACGAAAUUGAAGGACGAGUUGAGUGGGCGGAUCAUGGAGUAUUCGUGGCAUAUGAUCUUUGGCAAGGAGCCCGUCCACUGCCCAAAUGCCCAGGAAUGCUACUGCAAUGUCUUUGGGCUCUGCAAUUUGAAUUGCCCUGGGCCGAAUGCCUGCGAUGAUCGCUACGUCCUGCCGCCGUACUCGCCGCUGCCCAAGGGCUGGCCGUAUAUUGGGUGGAAUGGCGAGGAGCAGGAUCCGAGCCAUGGCCUACCUGAAUCUUGA
Molecule: messenger RNA, 1035 nt
Organism: Penicillium daleae
Lineage: Eukaryota; Fungi; Ascomycota; Eurotiomycetes; Eurotiales; Aspergillaceae
Product: DUF3431 domain-containing protein
Exons: 3
Coding region: 1-1035 (344 amino acids)
Source: RefSeq, a predicted model, not a curated record